AUGUCUCGCGCCGCUUCGAGCUCGAGUGCGGCUGAGGCCCAUGUCGAUGCCGUCAGCACUCCAGUUGCUGGGCCGUCCACACCGAAGCGUAGAGGAAGGCCACGGAAGGUGGACGUUUUGAGCUCGAGUGCGACUACAACCGAUGCCCACGCUGUCAAUCCUCCAGUCCCUCAGCCGCCCGCCCCAAAGCGGAGAGGAAGACCACGCAAGGUGGUAGCCGACACAGCAAAACCCACUGCCGGGGCCCAGCUUGCGAUACCAAGUUCCAAUUCGGUCGGCCCACUUGACCAUCACCCACCAGAAGGCUCCACACGGCACCGUAGAGCCACCCCUCAACCCCUUUGGCCAACAGGCAACUGGUACCAUAUGCCCUCGCAACAAGCACCGUCCCCACAGGCCGCGCUCGACCUCGAUCAGAUGAAAUGGCGGGAUGAGGACCACAACGUCUCGCCUCCCCGGCUUGCAAAGUGCUUUGGGCUUGCGGGGACUCCAUCAACCCUAAUCACACUCUAUUCCUUCGUUGAAUCCAUCGACAACGACGCGACGCGACUGUGGAUCCAGUACCACUUCAUCAAAGCGGCUGUGCGAUUGAACAGUUUUAUUCUCCUUCCUCCUAUCCUCACCGAGAUACUCCACGGGUUUGAGGAGUACAGCGAUGCCACAACCAUGGUGGAGAACCACCGCAUUCUGCUGUCACAUCUGGGGAAAGAGGAGGCGGUGCUCCCUCAUGUAGGCCAGGUGGUUGAGCAUCUCCUCGGUGAGCUCGAGCGGAUACGCACCGCUGCCGAGGGCGGCUCGGACACGCCCGUGCCGCCUUUACCCACAUCCUUGGUGGAUGUGGUCUUCAAGAGGUACCUCACACCGAUGACUCUUGGGCCGCUCAUGGCGUAUAUCGCGUCGCCUGGAUCUGGGGUGGUCCUGCAAGAGCGCCACUGGCGACACGCCGCUUCGGUUGCGUAUCAAGCUGGUAUGCAUGAGGACGGCAUCGCAUACACCGCCCGCGCAUCCAAGAAUCUUGCUGAGGAGUAUCCCGAGCUCACCGGCCUGCACCCUGUGCAUAUUAUGAUGGGGGCGCAGCGCAGCAUGCACCUUACCGAAGCCAUCAAGGUGCUCAUGCCUCUCAUCGAACGGCUUGACAAAUAUCGCGCUACCAAGAGAUUAAGAGCAUCGAUAACGACCACCGACGACGAUGAUCCUGAAUUCCAGGACGCCGCCUCGCUUCCGUCCAUCACAGAGGACGAAGCCGAUGAAAUCGACGCGUGGCUUAACGUCAUGGACACGUCUCCACAGGCAAUGCGUGCAGUGGUAACUCGCAUAUGGAGCAUCCUCCUAACCCGCGCUGCACGCGACAGGAACCUCGCUGCCGGCGACCUUAUCGCUGCAGCAGACGCCAUGCCCGACGUCGCACUCUGCGCCGCAACCCUCACCCCGCUCAUGUUCGGCUUAAUGAAACGCGGCGAGCUGGACCGAGCCCGGCAUGUCUGGUACGAUAUGAAAGCACGGCACGGCACGGCAUUGCCUUCUGAGCGGCACCGCAUGCUGGAUUCAACAGCUCUGGCCGUGGCAGCUCAACUCCAGUUUCUCCGCCGCUCACGUGGUCCAACCCGGGACUUUGCGCUCCAGGAGACGCUCAAGCUGGUCGAGUACUACGCUGCCAGGGGCGGCGUUGCAACUCACAUGCCUCCCCUGGUGAAGGGCAUCAAGGUGCGCAACUCGGUCCCCCUCGACGCGCGAGUGGUCAACAAACUCCUACACAUGUGUGCUUGGACGGGCCGUGUGAGCGUUGCGUUGCGUGUAUGGUCGGCGGCUCGGCCCCGGUGGGGCGUGCUGCCCAACGAUUUGAGUCUUGCCCUGUUGAUCGACUCGGCACGGUUUUGCACCACAAAGGGGACGGGGGACUUUGGUGGCGGUGACAUGCUUCGCAGGCGACUCAAGAUACUGGCCUCGGCCUUCCAUCUACCUGGAAGGGAGAGGCAGCGGCACCCAGACUCGCCGCUCGACAAGCCAGCAGAGUAUUGGGUCAACUACGCCGGGUCGUGCGCCAAGGACCCGCUCAAUUAUGACUGGUGGCGCGAGCACGCUGCCGCUCCUUGGGAAGAGGUCCGGCAGCUGUUCCGCAACGACAUCUUGUUCGCAAACUACCCGGGGCUCAAGGACGUCCCUUCGCCGCUUACCCGCAGCAGCGCGUUUGCCGACUUCAAGGCGCUCAUCGCACCGCCCUCGCUCGCCGGCGCGCCACUGCGGCCCAUGCCCCUCGGCGGCAAAUACGCGUUCCUCAUCCCAGGCUACAAGAGCUUCCGGUCGUACAUCGAGCUGGUUGCGACCUACUUUGCCGAAGACGACAUGGGCGAGGUCAUUGCGUGGAUGCGCGCGCUGGACGUCAAGCCCGACCGCGCCUCCAUGCUCGUGGCGCUCACGUACGUGGGCGAGACCGAGGGCCCGCGCCACAACGUCAGGAUUGACGGCCAUUCGGCGCUGGUGCGCGACGAGCAUGUGUUGCGCGCAUACCUCUGCGAAUGGCUCGGCGAGGGCGGCGGUGUGGACGGUGCCACCGUGCCGACGGAGAUGGAUGUGGCGCGGUAUAGGCGUGCAAGGAUGCGGCGCAUAGAGAAACAGGACGCGCGCAAGCACAGGCAGGCGAUGAUGGCCGCGUAG
Apiotrichum porosum is the source of this 2655-nucleotide messenger RNA. RefSeq lists its product as uncharacterized. Lineage: Eukaryota; Fungi; Basidiomycota; Tremellomycetes; Trichosporonales; Trichosporonaceae. The record is from RefSeq and is a predicted model, not a curated record. Gene Ontology annotation, molecular function: DNA binding; protein binding. The transcript has a single exon. The coding region runs from base 1 to 2655 and encodes 884 amino acids.